This is a messenger RNA of Stegastes partitus (bicolor damselfish), 1418 nucleotides long. RefSeq names its product galactose-3-O-sulfotransferase 3 (gene gal3st3). The coding region runs from base 1 to 1413 and encodes 470 amino acids. Gene Ontology annotation, biological process: glycolipid biosynthetic process. The transcript is spliced from 2 exons. The record is from RefSeq and is a predicted model, not a curated record. Gene Ontology annotation, molecular function: galactosylceramide sulfotransferase activity. Lineage: Eukaryota; Metazoa; Chordata; Actinopteri; Pomacentridae. Gene Ontology annotation, cellular component: membrane.
AUGUCGCAGAAGAAGAUAUUCCUGGUCUUCGUUGCCAUCAGUACUGUCAGUCUUCUGCUGCACCAUGGGGGCCACUUGAGCUGGACCAUGGAGGCUUUCCACCUCGGUUGUCCUGCUCUUCGCUCCCAUCCUGCCCCCGGCCUGAAACCCAAGCACACCAACGUGGUCUUUCUCAAGACCCACAAAACGGCCAGCACCACCAUGCAGAACCUGCUGUUCCGCUUUGCAGAGCGCAACAAUCUGACGGUGGCGCUGCCCGUGCAGGCCUGCGGUCACCAGUUCUGCUACCCGCGCUCCUUCACCUCUCACUUUGUUCAUCCGCACACGCUACCACCAAACAUCAUCACCAGCCACAUGCGUUUCAACAAGGCCGAGCUGCAGCGCCUGAUGCCCAACGAUACGAUAUACGUAACGAUCCUGAGAGAGCCCGGAUCCAUGUUUGAAUCGUUGUUCAGUUACUACAACCAGUACUGUCAGAGCUUUAAGAGGGUCCCUAAUGGCAGCCUGGAAGCUUUCUUGGAGGAGCCCUGGCGCUACUACAGACCAGAUGAGAAGGACUCCAUGUAUGCACGCAACACCUUGACCUUCGACCUGGGAGGAGACAAAGAUCGCCCAGCGACAGAUGCGGCGUACGCACGAGCCUUCGUGGCAGAGGUGGAUCGAGUGUUCUCGUUGGUCAUGAUAGCUGAGUACUUUGAUGAAUCGCUGGUUCUGCUUCGCCAUCUCCUCUCCUGGGAUCUGGAUGACAUUCUAUACGUUAAGCUCAACAUGCGGACACCAAGUUCCAAGCGAAGUCUCACUCCUGGUCUUCCUGCAAAGAUCCGUGCCUGGAAUUCCUUAGACGCACGUCUCUAUGACCACUUUAAUGCCUCAUUGUGGAGACAGCUGUCGGCCCUGGGUCCAGCCUGUGUGGCAAGGGAGGUGCGACUCCUUCGGCGGGCCCAGGAAAGGCUGAUGAGAAGCUGUUUUGGUGGGCGGAUGCCACUUCUCCGCUCAGCUGCCCAGAUCAAAAACAAGGAUCUCCGCCCCUGGCAGCCCAGUGGAAAGGUCGACAUCGUGGGCUACGACCUCCCGGUAAAUCUCAGCCGUGGGUUCUCGACCCAGUCCCAGGAGCUCUGCCUCAAGCUCAUCAUGCCAGAAGUCCAGUACACACGGGUGCUCCUGCGUUCCCAGUCACUGCGCUACCGUCGAGGCUAUCAGCUUCGGCCUCCGCAGCAGUCGCAUCCCCUCCAGCAGCCCAUACGCACAGUCCUGCCUCGGCAUCCUCAAGUCCACCGCAGUCAACCGCCACCUCCUGCUGCUCCAGGCCCUGCCUCAGGAACAAGGUCCACCUCCACCUCAAAGCCCGCUGCAGGAACUCAAGGUCGGACCACAAAGUUAGGGCCUAAACCCUCACAGACCCAGGCCUCAUAGACUGG